CAAAACCCGAUAGCCGGAAUAUUGAUAUCCUGCAUAUACUACUGACUGGAAAGUCAUGUCCACGAAAAUCAGAUGCAACACGUAACAAAAACAAGAUCAAUCCGGGUGGGAGACAAGCCAACCACGUCAUUAACUACAAAAUGGUAUGUGACCUUUUUCAGGUAUUCCUUCGGCUUGCAUGCUAACCAACAGGACUUUGAAACCGCCGAGGAUACCGAUGGCGUGAGACUCACGUGGAACGCCAUUCCGCAGAAGCAGUUCGACGCUACGCGUUGCGUGAUCCCGCUCGCUUCGCUCUACACGCCGCUCAAGUACCGUGAAGAUCUCGCCAUCGUGCAGGAAGAAGUGCUUCCGUGCUCCCAGUGCAAGGCGAUUAUCAACCCGUUCUGCCCCUAUGACCCCGCCUUGGCCACGUGGAGCUGUGCGUUCUGCCACGCGCGCAACCGUGCGCCGCCGCACUUUCAGCAAACCCAGAGCAUUCCUUCAGGUACCGCCGCAUCUACCAUUGAGUACGUUUUGCCGAACCGCGACACGCGCCGCAUCAAAACACCGCCCAUUUUUGUCUACGUGGUGGACUCUGUCAAUGACGAGGAAAACCUUGCCGCGUUAAGGGAAUCUUUGAUUCUCAGCAUGAACUUGCUUCCGCUGGACGCACUCGUGGGCUUCAUUUCCUACGGCCGCAAUGUCUCUGUCUACGAGCUCGGCGCUCCCGACGCCAUCCGCACCUUCGCGUUCAACGGUACCAAGGAGUACACCGCAGAGCAGGUCACCAAGACGCUCGGGCUUCUCUCGGCGGAUUUACGCCAACAGGAACAACAGUAUACGGCUGCCAUCAACGCGCGCUUCUUCCAGCCGGUGGCAAUGGCAGAAUACCAGCUCACCACCAUCAUGGAGGAGCUCAUUGGCGACGCGUUUCCCUACAAUGUCAAGCGCCAGAGGCCCGCGCGUUGUACAGGUGCAGCGCUCAACGUGGCCCAGUUACUCGUGGCCAACUGUGCCGCAAAGACAGGCGCACACGUGAUGCUUUUCGCUGGUGGUCCGUGUACGACCGGUCCGGGCACGAUCGUUUCGGCCGAGCUCAAGGAGGCGAUGCGUUCGCACCACGAGAUUAUCGCUGAGAGCCCCAAGUACUUUGCCAAGGCGCGCCACUUUUACGAUGCAUUGGCACAGCGGUUUGCGGACGUGGGCCACGCAGUUGACGUGUUUGUCGGCUGCUAUGACCAAGUCGGCUUGUACGAGAUGAGCAGCUUGCCGGACAAGACCGGCGGGGUGGUAAUUCUCUCGGAUGCGUUCGCUACCGCAAUCUUUAAGCAGUCGCUCGUGCGGAUGUUCAGCAAGAGCGAGGAUGGUGUGUUGGAGUUUGGCCUCAACGCGUCCUUGGAGGUGAAGGUGAGCAAGGAGUUGAAGUUGAACGGGUUGAUCGGGCACGCCGAGUCGUUAAAGAACAAAAAUGCCAGUGUGUCUGAGAUGGUGGUAGGCACCGGCGGCACCGCUGCCUGGAAGUUGUGCAAUGUGGCGCCUCAAUCGACCUACGGCAUCUACUUCGAGGUGAAUGGCAACGACACUCAGCUCAAUCCCGGCCAGGUCACCAACGCUUUCAUCCAGUACAUUAUGCACUACGAGAACCCCGUGGGGGAGAACCGUUUGCGUGUCACCACCAUUGCCAGGCCGAUCGUGCCUGCCACGAGUCCUGCAUUGGUUUCCAGCUUUGACCAGGAGGCGGCUGCUGUGUUAAUUGCACGCCAGGCCGUUAGCAAGUUGCACAAGGGGCAAGACGCGGGCGAUGUCAUCAAGUGGUUGGACCGCAUCUUGAUCAACAUGUGCAGCCGUUUCGCGGAGUAUUCCAAGAACAACGUGGCCACCUUCCGUCUCGCGGCCAACUUCUCGCUCUUCCCGCAAUUCAUGUACCACUUGCGCCGCUCGCAGUUCUGCCAGGUUUUCAACAACUCGCCGGAUGAAACCUCUUUCUACAGGCAUGUGUUCCUCACGGAGGACACCAACAAUUCGCUCAUCAUGAUCCAGCCGACGUUGACAGCAUACGAGGUGGAAUGGGCCGAGCCGCAGCCGGUGUUACUCGACUCUUUAUCGAUUACCGCCAACCGUAUCUUGUUGUUGGACACGUUCUUCCACGUUUUGAUCUUCCACGGUGAAUCCAUUGCCGCCUGGCGAAAGGCCGGCUAUCAGGACAUGGAGGACUACGCAUACUUCAAGGACUUCUUGGCGAUCCCGAAGCAGGAGGCCGCGGACUUGCUUGUGGAACGCUUCCCUCUCCCGCGGUUUAUUGACUGCGACCAGGGUGGGUCACAGGCGCGGUUCUUGAUGAGCAAGUUGAAUCCGACAACCACGUAUAAUGAUAGUGCUGUGGCGCAGGGGACGGUGAUUUUAACGGACGAUGUGAGUUUGCAGUCGUUCAUGGACCAUGUACAGAAGAAGGCAGUGGUGUAGCGAGACCGAGAGUUGUCGUUAGGUUAUAGAGAGGAAGGCGGAAGAGUGGACUUUGAGCGAGGGGGAAUGUAUUUCCACGUAAAUAUUUAAAAUGUAUAAUGAAGUUUGUCAAGAAACGGGGCUUAUGACCUAGAGAUGGAAGCGUGAAUAGCAUG
Molecule: messenger RNA, 2600 nt
Organism: Babjeviella inositovora NRRL Y-12698
Lineage: Eukaryota; Fungi; Ascomycota; Pichiomycetes; Serinales
Exons: 1
Coding region: 73-2445 (790 amino acids)
Biological process (GO): COPII-coated vesicle budding; endoplasmic reticulum to Golgi vesicle-mediated transport; COPII-coated vesicle cargo loading
Cellular component (GO): endoplasmic reticulum exit site; COPII vesicle coat
Molecular function (GO): zinc ion binding; GTPase activator activity
Source: RefSeq, a predicted model, not a curated record